AUGGCAGCUACGGUUGAGGAAGAAUUUGAAGAUGCACCAGAUGUUGAGCCUCUGGAACCGACAUUGAAAAACAUAAUAGAGCAGAAAUCAUUGAAGUGGAUUUUCGUUGGGGGGAAAGGUGGCGUUGGCAAAACGACGUGCAGCUGCAGUUUGGCUGUUCAGCUCACGGCGGUGCGCGAGAGUGUGCUCAUCAUUUCUACGGAUCCAGCACACAACAUCUCUGAUGCAUUUGAUCAAAAGUUCUCCAAGGUGCCCACCAAGGUCAAGGGCUAUGACAACCUCUUUGCUAUGGAGAUCGAUCCCAGUCUGGGAGUGGCAGAGCUGCCAGAUGAGUUUUUUGAGGAAGACAACAUGCUGAGCAUGGGCAAGAAGAUGAUGCAGGAGGCUAUGAGCGCCUUCCCAGGCAUCGACGAGGCCAUGAGUUACGCUGAGGUCAUGAGGUUAGUGAAAGGUAUGAACUUCUCCGUGGUGGUGUUUGACACUGCCCCCACUGGCCACACGCUGCGUCUGCUGAACUUCCCCACCAUAGUGGAGCGAGGGCUGGGCCGGCUCAUGCAGAUCAAGAACCAGAUCAGCCCUUUCAUAACUCAGAUGUGUAAUAUGCUGGGACUGGGAGACAUGAACGCCGACCAGCUGGCCUCCAAGCUGGAAGAGACGCUGCCUGUCAUUCGCUCCGUCAGUGAGCAAUUCAAGGACCCAGAGCAGACCACCUUCAUCUGUGUGUGCAUUGCUGAGUUCCUGUCUCUGUAUGAGACGGAACGGUUGAUCCAGGAGCUGGCCAAGUGCCGCAUUGAUACACACAACAUCAUUGUUAACCAGCUGGUCUUCCCUGACUCUGACCGGCCUUGCAAGAUGUGUGAGGCCCGCCACAAGAUCCAGUCCAAAUACCUGGAUCAGAUGGAGGAUUUGUAUGAGGAUUUCCACAUUGUCAAGCUGCCCCUAUUGCCCCAUGAGGUGCGAGGGGCGGACAAGGUCAACACCUUCUCCCAGCUGCUUUUGGAGCCCUACAACCCCCCGAACAAGUGACGUCCUCAACCCUACCUCAGUCCCUCCACUCUCACCACCCCAACCUCCGCAGAAGAGCAACAUUAUCCACAAAACCAAAACAGCUGCAAGUCUCACCCAGGACAGAAAUGCUGGGAUUCCGCACUACCCACAGUACAAGGAAACGCAUGUCCACAGGGCGUGUCUCUGUUCUCUCACCUCUGUCUCCUUUUCUCUCUCAAUCUGCAUCUGUCAUGACGAAAACAGUCUUAAUUCCAUCACCAUCAUUUCUUAAGGGCUACAAAUGCCAUCUGUUAAGCUCAGUUCGUUUACUGAAAUUUCUCUUUACACCUGCUCUAAUGUAUAAAAUGCCUUUUUGAUUGUAAACUGCAUCCAAAUCUUGCCACUCAGAUUUAUAAUUUAUUAAUGAUAAAAUGUAUUUAUUUAUAUUAAAUUCAGCAAAGUAUGGAAAAUAUGAUGACUUGUCUCCAGCCCUGUGAGUGAACCCUGACUGACAACAUGAGAAUGAGGGUAAGGGCUAUGAUUGGAGACAUGAGCAAAGACAGGAUAUGAUGAGUGGAGUAAAGGGGACACCUUCCUGCUUGGAUGACAGAUGGGGAGAGGGAAGAUGGUUGUUAUUUUAUUUAUCCUGUGCUCCCUACUGUGUUUUUGUGACCUACUUAAGUCUGAUGGUGGUUGGGUAGGGGAACUUAAGUGUUUCUGUCCUUUCUUGCAGACUGUGCCCUCUGUAUUAACCUUAGUUUUGAAGCUUGUAAGUGCGACUGUAUUCUCUCUUCCUGCUUUGUGUUUCUUCUUGCCAUGCUUGGCUCAUCUUCCUGAUGGUUUCUCUGGUCUCUUGUUUUUCUGCAUAAAGCCAGCAGGUCCUAUUUAACACACAGAUGCACACUCACACAAGAGAGCUGCUUGCUCAGUGAAUGUCCUGCUCGCCUGACUUCAUCAGGCUACAGUUCUGCAUUGUACUGCUUUUCAGUGGAGCGAGGAGGUGAUGGCUGUGCCACAAAAAACUGCCCUCAAACUCACUGCAAUUGUACACAUGUGGGCUGGCACAAAGGCUUUCCUUUCUAUAGCAACGAUUUAUUGCCUUUUCAGUUAUUUGAUUGGUUUUGCUUCUUUUUAUAGAUGGCGGUAGUAUGUAUAAAAGGAAACGGGUUACAAAAUUAUUAAAACACUAACUUGCAUAAGGACAGGAACAGUUGACUUAUGUGUGUCAGUGGUGAUUAUUUCUUGGGCUGUGCAUGUGGGUGCAUCCUUUCCUCCUGCACAACCUUUAUAAACAUUUUUCAGGGAAGCGAACAUAAGUCCAACGGUCUGGCGCAGGAGACGCCCCACCAUGCUUCAUCGCUCUGGAACGCAGGCGGCGAGACGCACAGAUUCACAGCUACACACAGGAGCGCCAUUGACAGUGGGGUCGGUCAGCGCAGUACACCAUGGCUGCCUGAUACAGAUUUAUAGUGACAGGUCCUGAAUUAGCGGCAGUCUUUCAUCCACAAUUUACAACCUUAAAAACAAGCGUCCCCGCAGAGCCGGUACAGUGGAUUAUGUCAGAUUGGGUUCUAAAGUGGAAGUUAUAGGUAAUAAUGUCGAGAAACUUUUUUUCGCAAUGCAGUCGUUGUCAGGGUGCCGAUGUAG
Megalops cyprinoides (Indo-Pacific tarpon) is the source of this 2634-nucleotide messenger RNA. RefSeq names its product guided entry of tail-anchored proteins factor 3, ATPase (gene get3). The record is from RefSeq and is a predicted model, not a curated record. Bases 1 to 1026 code for a protein of 341 amino acids. NCBI's taxonomy places the organism in Eukaryota, Metazoa, Chordata, Actinopteri, Elopiformes, Megalopidae. Gene Ontology annotation, cellular component: GET complex. Gene Ontology annotation, biological process: post-translational protein targeting to endoplasmic reticulum membrane. Gene Ontology annotation, molecular function: ATP hydrolysis activity; ATP binding. The transcript is spliced from 7 exons.